Messenger RNA from Harpia harpyja (harpy eagle), 3245 nucleotides. RefSeq names its product collagen alpha-1(I) chain-like. The transcript is spliced from 3 exons. The coding region runs from base 126 to 3245 and encodes 1039 amino acids. NCBI's taxonomy places the organism in Eukaryota, Metazoa, Chordata, Aves, Accipitriformes, Accipitridae. The record is from RefSeq and is a predicted model, not a curated record.
AGCAGCAGGAUUGCACCUGCGGGACUCCAGCUCUGCAGGAGAGGGAGGGACGGACGGAGCUGCUCCUCACCGCUCUCGCCUCGCUUUGGGCUUCCCGUUGCUCUGCCUGUGUGGAGGCCUGAGGCAUGGGGACCAGGGAAUGGACGCUUUCCACCUUCAUGGGAUGCUGCAUAUGGAUUCUGCAUGGGCUUGGGGCUGCUGCCGCCACCAUCCCUGUCACCACCGAGGGGCUGUUUGCUGUGGGAACAUCUUCUCCCACCAUGGUGGAGAGCGAGGGGCCCCAUGACCUGGUGAUGGGCACUGCGGAGACAAACACUGUGGCAGCCAAUGCUGAGAUAGCCGAUAGCAUCCUCGUGGAGAAUCUGUCGAGCCCGUCCUCCCCUCCCGGGCCUGAGCCGGAUGCUUCGGUGACAGCGGCGAGCGACUAUGGGUCUACAGUACCAGCUUUGACGAAUGUGACCAAGCCUCUUAACACAUCUCAGGAUAUUGAGAGGGGUUCGGCUGCUCCCACUGCAGCCACAACCACUGCCGCCAUCUCUGCACAGCACCCCGCUGUCACCCCAGAAGCAGAGCUUGAUGUAAUGGGGGCUGCUCCCGAUGCCCCCCUGGGGACCGCUCCCGAUGCCCCCCUGGGGACCACCCCUCUCUUUGCAGAUGUGAAGGAGGACAUCCUCGCGGCUGUGACCAGAGAAGGAGCAGAUCUAGACCCCACCGCCAGCGCUGUGUCCCUCCCCACCACCCCUCCGCUGGCAGCUGCCUGGGGGGCACAGCCAACUGCUGGCAGCCCCAUGGGUGCUGGUGUCACUGUGCUGCCGAGCCAAGGGCUGACCACAGCCACAGGAGCAGUUGAGGAAGGCAUAACCCUGCCUGUGGAUACCCAAAGCGAAGCCAGUGCCAACUCCUCAAGCCCCAGCCCCGGGGGGCUGCUUACAACCCAGCAGGAUGGGACGGUGAGCAGGGCCAUGGGCAUCACCCCAGAGCCAGUGGGAGAAAAGGCCCCCGCUGUCGAGGAAAGUCCCUCGGCUUUGGUGCGUGGAGACACAGGAGAUGCAGUAAAUGGUGAAUUCAGCACGGUUGGCUCGUCCAGUCUGCCUCCGGAGAGCCCAACAGUGUCAGGAACAGUGGGAAACCCAGGGGAGCCCUCCCUCCUCCAUGGCCAAGCAGUGCUGAGCCCAGCCACUUUGCUGCCACCGGCCGGUGGUGGGGAUGGGGAUGGGCAGAGAGCUCCUGGGGUGUUAUCAGAGGCUCCUGGUUCAGCCCUGUCACCUGCAGCCAGCGAGGCACCCAUGGCACCCAAGGUGACAGGGGACACAGCCACCACACCGCUGGUUCCCACUGAUACACAGAGUGACAUGAAUCCCCCACUCCUGGACACUGCACUGCCCACAGGGGACGUGGGGGCUGUGGGACUGGCCAAACCAUCCCUGCAGCCUGCCCCAUGGCAGACCCCCACUGGAGAACAGCCACUGCUGCUUUCUGCUGCUCUGCCAUCUCCCACGGACAUCCCCAGCGCUCCCGGGGCUGCUUACCCACCCCCAGUGACUGGGGCCAGCACCCUGCCUGCGCCUGAUGAUGGGGCAGAGAUACCAGCAAGCCCCAACCUCGCUGCUGCCCCAGGAGCACCCGUGUCUCCAUCUCUUGGGGGGUCACAGCCAUGGGGGAUGGCAGCUGGUGCUCCCCAGGGAGCCGAUGGACCUGGUACUGGCUUGAGUUCAGCUUCAGAUGCCCCCAUCCCAGCAUCUUUUGUACCUGAUGGACUUGCAUGGCCCACUGCUGGGGUCCAGGGUGAGGGUGCAGGGGGCAUGGCACAGGCAGGAGGUCCAGGGGAUGGCAGUCCCUCUGCAGAUACCCAGAGUGACAUGAGUCCUUCAGACUUCAGCACUCAGCAGGAUCCCGCUAACGCUGGAUUGCUGCCGGUAGGAGCAACAGGAGCUUUGGCAAAUGCUGACCUGUCCCCUCCAUCAGCUCCCGGGGAUGGAGCAGGAACAGGAGUAGCGCCAGCACUGGGACAAGUGUCCCCACCUGGUCCCGCACCUCCCAGUAGUGCUGGGCUGGAGCCCGGUCUCUCAGGGGCAGAAGGACCAGGGGACCUGCCCGGUGAAUCCACCAGCACUCCUGGGGCUGUGGCCGGCCCCAUGUCUGGGGCAGAGACAGCAGCAAGCCUCAACCCUGGUGCUGCUCAAGAAGCACCCAUGUUGCCAUCCUUCGGGGCAUCACAGCCGUGGGGGACGGCAGCUGGUGGUCCCCAGGGAGCAGGUCUGCCUGGAGCCAACGGACCAGGCACCGGCUUGACUUCGGCAUGGGAUGUUUCCAGCUCAGCAACUUAUGGACCAGCAGGACCCCCAUCACCUGCCCUUGGGGUCCAGCUUGGCACAAACCUGGGGCUUCCAGCAGCAGAGGGGCACGGAGCUGGAACAGCGGAGCCGGUGCUGGGAGGAGCAGGCAGUGGGACCAGUUUUGAGCCAUCCCUUAGCUCCACUGCAGGCAGCGUGAUGGCAUCUGGGAUGGAUCAACCGCCUGGUGGAGGUUCCUCGUCCGGUCCUGCCUCUCCCAGUGAUGUGGUGGUGGCACCCUCCAUUUCAGAGGGUGAUGGAGCAGGACCCAUGCCAGCUGCAACCCCUGGCCCUGACAGCUUGUCCCUGGCCUCUCCAGACAGUGAAACUGGCCCAGCGCUUACUCUGGUGCAGGGGGCUGAGAGUGCAGGGGAUGUGGAACAGGCAGGAAACCCAGCGAGUGAAAGUCCCUACAUGCAGGCAAGUCCUUCAGAAUUCAGCACUCAGCAGGAAGCUGCUAACAACGGAGAGCUGCCAGCAGGAGAAACAGGGGCUUUGGUGAAUGCUGACCUGUCCCCUCCAUCAGCUCCCGGGGACGGAGCAGGAACAGGAGUAGCGCCAGCACUGGGACAAGUGUCCCCACCUGGUCCCGCACCUCCCAGCAGUGCUGGGCUGGAGCCCGGUCUCUCAGGGGCAGAAGGACCAGGGGACCUGCCCGGUGAAUCCACCAGCACUCCUGGGGCUGUGGCCGGCCCCAUGUCUGGGGCAGAGACAGCAGCAAGCCUCAACCCUGGUGCUGCUCAAGAAGCACCCAUGUUGCCGUCCUUCGGGGGGUCACAGCCGUGGGGGACGGCAGCUGGUGGUCCCCAGGGAGCAGCUUGGCACAAACCUGGGGCUUCCAGCAGCAGAGGGGCACGGAGCUGGAACAGCGGAGCCAGUGCUGGGAGGAGCAGGCAGUGGGACCAGUUUUGA